AUGCCUAAACCACUGCUCUUUCCAUCCCAAAUUUAUCAGUUGCGAGUGCAGCUCGUCCCAUACAUCGAUCGUUCAUGUCGGGCCGCUCUUGCGAGGCUACCGACCAUUACAAUGCCACCUAGGCGCAGUUCUACUAGGCUUGCACUUGGUGCUUCUGCCGAACAAGCUAUAGAAAAUGACGAGACGACAGCAGUAUCAAGCUCGGCCCCAACUCCCAAACCUACUCGUCGCAGUACAAGAACAUCAUCCCUAAUGAUCGAGGUUGCCAUUCCAGUCAUGACGAAGGAUACAGUUUCGACUGCCUCGUCACUUUCACCGCCGUCCGUCGACUCAACCUCCCGAGAGGACAGCGUUCUUGAUACCCCGGCUACAAGCGUCGCUGUUACUCCACCAGAAUCCGAUCACAAUAUUGGGAAAGCCAGGAAAAGAGUUAGCGCAUCGACAAGAACCCAGCAACUUCGUGCCAGUGCUUUCGCUCUUCCGUCGUCUGUAAUUACAGGUUCGACCAGAGGAAAGAGGAGUGCUUCUCAAAUGCUCGCCAUUGAAUCAUCUGAUGCGGCAUUGGCUCGCAAAUUGCAGCUUGAGGAAUAUGGAGGAAGUGAUGUCAAGCGUCAACGGAAUACUUUUGAUGCGGACGACGCUACGGCAGCUCCCAUGGCCCAAGAUUCAGAAGAUGAACUGUCGCCUGCCUUGGAAGAGCAAAUGUCUUCUCAACACAGUCGACGACGCUCCCUACGCUCUCGGCCAAAAUCUCAGGUAAAAGAUGACGGUGAUUUACCCAUGUUAGAUGAUGGGGAUUAUACGGACGAUGCAGGCGACUUGGCUUAUUCUCCAUCUGAUGACAAUGUGAGCGAAGCGGAUGCGGCUUCCCCUGAUGUAGAGGAAGUCCCAGUAAUCGCGCCAUCUGCGACUCGACGAGCUCGAACUUCUAACACUCCACGCCGUGGCCGAGCUCGGGCUGCAAGUCGAGCCCAAAGAGCAAUAGAGCCAACACUCCCUUAUCACAUGGGUCGCCGGGCAGCGAAAGAGCGUAGAAAGCUCGAGAAACAACAUCCGUUGAUAAUCAGUAUGUGGAAAGAUUUGGAAAAUAUGCCAGCGAUCGUUCCUCGGCAGGCCGAACAGCCAGCGGGCAUCAACCGCAAGCUCAAGUCCUUUCAGCUAGAAGGCCUCAACUGGAUGAUGCAGCAAGAGAAAACGCACUACAAAGGAGGAUUGUUAGGCGAUGAAAUGGGCAUGGGAAAGACCAUCCAAGCUGUGUCCUUGCUCAUGUCUGACUAUCCAGUGGGGAAACCGUCGCUAGUUGUCGUGCCUCCUGUUGCUUUGAUGCAAUGGCAAUCGGAAAUCAACGAAUACACCAAUGGAAAAUUGAAGGUGCUAGUAUAUCACAACUCGAACCCUAAGGUGAAGCACCUGAAAAGGAAAGAUCUUCUCGGCUACGAUGUUAUCAUGAUCUCAUACUCCGGGCUGGAAUCAAUGUACCGUAAGGAAAUGAAAGGCUGGAAUCGAGAAGAUGGCAUUGUCAAAGAAGACAGUGUGAUACAUUCGAUAGAUUUCCACCGUUUGAUUCUUGACGAAGCACACAGCAUCAAGCAACGCACCACCAGCGUAGCUCGUGCAUGCUUUGCCUUGACGUCCACGUACAAAUGGUGUCUGUCAGGAACACCGGUUCAAAAUCGCAUUGGUGAAUUCUUCUCUCUUCUUCGGUUCCUUGAAGUUCGACCAUUUGCCUGCUAUUUCUGCAAAAUGUGUCAAUGUCAGGAACUGCACUGGUCACAAGAUGCUGAAAAGAGAUGCACCCAUUGUCGUCAUAGUGGAUUCAGUCAUGUUUCGGUCUUCAAUCAGGAGAUUCUUAAUCCAAUCAUGGAAAGUCAUGGGCAGGCCCGCCAUGAUGCCUUGCGCAAGCUUCGUCUUAUCACGGACCGAAUCAUGCUUCGACGUCUGAAGAGAGAUCAUACAUCAUCCAUGGAGCUCCCACCUAAACGUGUCAUUAUACACAAUGAGUUCUUUGGUGAGAUCGAACGCGAUUUCUCUACCAGCAUCAUGACCAACACUACUCGGCAAUUCGACACUUAUGUUAGCCGUGGUGUCAUGCUUAACAACUACGCCAAUAUUUUUGGUUUGAUCAUGCAGAUGCGGCAGGUUGCGAACCAUCCAGAUCUGAUUCUCAAGAAACACGCUGAAGGUGGGCAAAAUGUGCUAUGUGCGAAGGACUACGUGCGUACUUUCGACGUCGAUUCUAUUGUUGACUGCCCUCGAUGCCAUAUUCCUUUGUCAAUUGAUUUUGAGCAGCCUGAGAUUGAGCAAGAGGAGGACGUGGUCAAGAAGAAUUCUAUCAUCAAUCGUAUCCGAAUGGAGGAUUGGACGUCAUCUACGAAGAUUGAGAUGCUUGUAUACGAUCUAUACAAGCUUCGAAGCAAGAAGCAGACACACAAGUCGAUUGUCUUCUCCCAGUUUACAUCGAUGCUACAACUAGUCGAAUGGCGUCUGCGCCGAGCCGGUUUCAAUACAGUGAUGCUAGACGGGAGUAUGACUCCCACACAGCGUCAGAAUUCCAUCGACCACUUCAUGAAGAAUGUCGAUGUCGAAGUGUUCUUGGUGUCUCUCAAAGCUGGUGGAGUGGCUCUGAAUUUGACAGAGGCCUCUCGGGUUUUCAUUAUCGAUCCAUGGUGGAAUCCUGCAGCCGAAUGGCAGAGUGCGGACAGAUGCCAUCGAAUCGGACAACGCCGCCCGUGUGUCAUCACUCGACUUUGCAUUGAGGACUCGGUUGAAUCUCGUAUGGUCGCGCUUCAGGAGAAGAAGGCCAACAUGAUCAAUGGCACAAUCAACAAAGAUCAGGGAGAUGCGUUGGAAAAAUUGACACCGGAGGACAUGCAGUUUUUGUUUCGAGGCUCGUAA
This is a messenger RNA of Talaromyces marneffei, 2895 nucleotides long. RefSeq lists its product as uncharacterized. The record is from RefSeq and is a predicted model, not a curated record. The coding region runs from base 1 to 2895 and encodes 964 amino acids. The transcript has 13 exons. Gene Ontology annotation, molecular function: ATP-dependent chromatin remodeler activity; ATP binding. NCBI's taxonomy places the organism in Eukaryota, Fungi, Ascomycota, Eurotiomycetes, Eurotiales, Trichocomaceae.